UGCUGUUUGUUGCGCCCCAGCGGUUGCCUCAACAGUUUUUGGCCCAAAACGCGGUACGUGAGUGUGCAAGCAAACAAACAAACAAAAAAGUGGAGAAACAUAAUCGUCGCGUCGCGUAUUUCGAACGUCGAAAAUCGUAACCCGAUUUGUUUUUGUGGUAUAUUUUUUUGUCGUUCUGCCAACACAACAACAAACAACUUACAACACAAAAAUAUUCAUAAUUAUUGAAAAUACCAAAAAGGAAAAAAGAAAAUAAUAAAUUGUGCAAAGUUCUGUUUAUCAAACAACAACAACAACAACAACAACAACAACAAAGAGAAAGUAAAUGCCGGCACAACAGUGCGUAUGAUGAAUAUGCGUAAUGUAACCACAACUGCAGCAACAACAACAACAACGAGAGCAAAUAUCGAAAUAAAUUUCAACAUAAAUCGAUGUAGCCAAGUGUGAAAAUUUAUAUUAACGCUUUACAGUUCCGCUGCAAACAUAAAAACCGGAAAUAGCCAACAAUUGCAAUCAGCUGCAGCUACGAAAUAAACGACACACACGAGCCAAACUUUUCAAAAUUGUUUUGCCAACAAGCAGCAGCAGCAGCAGCAGGAGUAGCAAAAGCAGAAGCAGCAGUAGCUAUAAAUCUUAGCAUACCGCAGGGCGCACAGCAACUUUUGUGGCGCUUACGCUCUACGUAGUUCAAGUCUCGUCGAAUGCCACAAUGUGGCUUGAGCAAUUUGUGCAGCACCAACAACAACAACAACAACAACUACGAAAACAACAACUAGAACGAGAACGUUAACUGAAACUGCAACUGCAACUGAGAGCAACUGUAUCAAGAGUGAGCGCACAAAACACUUGAGUAGAUCAUCGUGAAGGCAGCGUACAAAUUGUAUUCUCGCUUUAGGUGCUUAAAUAAAACAGAACCACCAAUGCAAGAUGAAUUCGGAGCACACAAUGCAGAUGCCAUCUGGGCCGCCGCCACCCUCGCAGAGAAGUACAUGCGGCGAGUUCAGCGGGGAGAGGGAGAGCUACGGGGCAGCGGGGAGUCUGGGAUAUGGCAGCAUCCCGACGUCGUCCGGCAGCAGUUACGCUUCUUUUGGCGUACUAUCCAGCAUAUCCAGCGGUCCAGGCGGGGUCCAGGGGGGGACGGUGCCAGGGACAGGGACAUCAGCGCUGCCAUUGCUUAUGCCCGCGCCUCCUUCGACCAGCACAUUCAAGACGACAACGAUUACGAUGCCCGCAUCGAUGCCGAUUCCGAUGACGAUGCCGAUGCCAAUGCCGGUGCCGAUGCCAACAUCGGCGCCUUCCCCCCCGCACAUAUCGAUGCCGAUGUCGCUGUCGAUGCCAAUGCCAAUGUCGAUGCCGCUGCCAACAAUCACAAUGCCACCGACGGCGGGAUCAGCGGCGAUGACGACGACACCGACGACGCUGCCGACGCAGCUGCUGCCGAUGCCCACGCUGGAGGACAUUGAAGUGGCCACCCAGCAGCAACCACAGUCGCAAUCGCAAUCGCAGCAACCACCACCACCACCACAGCAGCAGCAACAACAACAACAACCGCCGCCAGCCGGUAUACUGAAGUAUCCAACAGGAACAGCGACUGUGGGCUAUGUGAGCGAACUGCUGCCACCGCCUGUGGUGGUGGCCACCAGUGCCAGCAGCUCCAUCAGCAGCAAUUGCGGCACACUCAAGAGCAACGCGAAGUUGUUGCCGCUGCAGCUGGUGGCCACAACAGCGGUGCCGCCGCCGCCCCGCAAAGAGCAUCCGCCUCUGCCUCCAACAUCCAGUGGCAGCUCAUCGCAGUCCCAGCAGCAGCGUCAGCGCCAACGUCGCCAUGGCUGGUGCGCCUGCUUCGGCUCCGGGCCGAGUUCGUCAUCGUCAUCGGAGGGCAAGACACCGCCUGGCUAUGCCACCAAGUCCAAGAAACGCAAGCAAACGGCGCAGACUGUCUGGUCGGCGCUCCUCACAAAUCUUGGCAUCUGCAUGCUGCUCUUGGCAUACACAUUGCUCGGCUCCUUCAUAUUCCUAACCAUUGAGAACGAGGACUCGGCAUUGCUGCAUCAACAGCACACGCUGGCAUCCACAAAGCGCAACAGCAAUGGCAUCUAUCAGCAGCAACAAAGGUCGCCGGCACAACAUCAGCAACAGCAGCAGCAGCAGCAGCAACACCAGCACCAACCACAACAUCAUCAACAUGGACAACAACACACAGCAGACAACGAUACGGUGGCCGCUGCUGUUGCUGCCCAGGGUCAGGAUUUGGCACAUGGCAGCAAUGGCCCCAUCUAUGGGCCAUCGAAUGACUUUGUUUAUGGCAUAGAUGAGACAGAUCUUGAGGGAGCAGGUGGGCAACCGCAGUACGCGCUAUCGCCGGACACUUAUGAUGUACGACAGCGGACAAUUGAGAAUAUCUGGGACAUAACCGUAUCCCUCAAUAUACUCUACAAGGAGAACUGGACAAAAUUAGCCGCUCUUGAAAUUGCCAAGUUUCAAGACCAAUUAAUCAAGAGACUGAACGAGGAUGUUAUGCUGCAAUUAUCACACGACGAUGUCGCUGGCGGCCAUGCCGGACCCAACUCAGCAGCACCAGGCUCAUCAUCAUCAUCCUCAUCGUCGUCGUCGUCGUCGUCGUCGGGUAACAAUCCAGCCACGGAAGCUGUGCUGCUGCACACAAACUAUCAUCAUCAUCGCCUGGCCGGAGGCGGAGUGGGAGGCCCGCCACAUGAGUGGAAUUUCGCUAAAGCGUUUUUGUAUUCGCUGACCGUUUUGACCACAAUUGGUUACGGGAACAUUGCACCUCGCACAGCCCUUGGUCGGAUUGUGACAGUUGCGUACGCAUUCUUCGGAAUUCCGCUGACGCUCGUCUAUCUGAGCAGCACCGGGAGCAUCCUGGCGCGGGUGGCACGCGAGGUCUUCUCCAAGGCGCUGUGCUGCUGCCUGUGCUCGAACUGCGGCUAUUGUUGCUACGACGAGAAGCGCAUGGCGGAGAAGGAGCGACGCAUGAAGCGCAAGCGACAGCAGGAGGAGCUCCGCAAGCAGCAGGCGGUGAUGCAGGAGCCAUACUACGUUCGGGAUGUUUACCAUGCCACGCCCGAGAAGCAACCGGGUGGCGGCGGCGGUGGUGGGACGUCGGUGGGUGUGCCGGGAGGGGGCAGCAAUGCAACGCCCACGGGCAUGGGAAUGCCGUCGGGUCCGCCGCCAGGUGGCGCUUCGGGCGCUGACAUUGAUUCGUUGAGUGCGAGCGAAUCGCGAGGUUCGAUGCAUGGCCUCAGUAUUUUGGCACCGAUUUUGCUCUGCUUCUCCAUGAUGAUCAUCUACAUUGUGUUUGGCGCCGCGGUUCUGUAUCGCUUGGAGAAUUGGCCGAUCAUCGAUGGGAUCUACUUUUGCUUCAUGAGCCUGUCGACGAUUGGCUUCGGCGACAUGUUGCCGGGACUGCGACGUGAAUCGAAUGCCACCACCUGGUUUUGCUCCGUUUACAUCAUGUCGGGCAUGACGCUGACGGCCAUGUGCUUCAAUGUCAUCCACGAGGAGAUCGUGCAUCGCAUUCGCAUUGUUGUCGAGUUCAAGAAGACGGGCGCAGCGAAUGGCAGCGGCGGUGCUUCGGGUUCCAUGAUGGAUCUGGCGCACGAGGAGGGCAAUCAGUAUUAUGUGCCCGCCUCUUGACACUAUGAGAAGCGUGGACAUCUCUAUCAGCGCAAUCCCACCGAAGAGACACUGGUGACAGAUACGCCCACUUCGCUGGUGCUGAAGGAUUAUGUAAACCAUGAGCUGGUGCCCAUACUAACCAUGGAUCCGAAUGCACGUCUAGCUCCCGUCUACACGCCCGCAGCGACAGCAAAUCCCGCAGAUUCGCAGC
Molecule: messenger RNA, 3847 nt
Organism: Drosophila albomicans
Lineage: Eukaryota; Metazoa; Arthropoda; Insecta; Diptera; Drosophilidae
Exons: 8
Coding region: 928-3654 (908 amino acids)
Biological process (GO): potassium ion transmembrane transport; stabilization of membrane potential
Cellular component (GO): membrane
Molecular function (GO): potassium ion leak channel activity
Source: RefSeq, a predicted model, not a curated record